UUUUGAAUAUGAUCGGGCGGAAACAGUUGGAAAAGCGUGGAGAUGCGUGAAAACGGGCGCAAAAAUUUUAGAUCGAAACAAGAAGUAUCUUUGACGUAAGACACAAAAUUGCAUAUUAUGUCAGGUAAAUAGUCAAUGUAUAAUGUAUUUAAUCAAAUAGUUAAUAUAUGUAUUUAGUCAAUGGCCAUAUCAUAGACGAGUAUGUAAGAUAGACUUUGCAUCCUUAUAUAUUAUUUUCAUUGUAGUAUAAUAAGUAGUUUAAUAAUUUCCUCAUAGAGAGCGCAGCUGUGUUUAAAUAUAGAUUUGCCGAUCUAGUGUAUAUGUACUUCAUUUUGUAAUUUGUAAUGAAAUACGAUGUAUAUAUACAUACUUUUAGUUGCUAUGUGAAUGUUUAUUAAAAUGUUGUAAAUUACACGAUAUAUAUAUAUAUAUAUAUAUAUAUAUAUAUGCCAUUAUAUAUUAUCGAUUCCAAUAAAUGUUAAUUCUCAUUUAUCAUUUUUAUUUUGUUUCUUAAAAAAUGGUUGAUUUGGAGGUGUAUAAAAAACAGUUGAAAAAGAUUCGUCAAUUUGCACGCGAAAAUGAUAUUACGGAAAAUGAAAUCAAUAAAGCUUUACAAAAUUCCUUUCGUACUCUUGAGAAGAAAAAGAAGAAAGUUAAUUUUCGUUUCUUUAUGAAAAGUAUGGUUACAUUAUUAUUUAUAAUAAUUAUAUGUUUUAUAUCCUUUGAUAAAAAGUUCUUAGGUGUGAUGCUACUGAGGAAUUUACAGAAUUCCAUCUAUCCAGGCUUAAAAUUACUUAGAAAAAUAGCUGUACCAAUAAUUCAACAUUAUCCCUCUUUAUCUGAAUUAUAUGAUGAAUGGUGCAUAUUAGAAAAUCCGUAUUUUUAUGUAAAUGAUAUGGAUUGUUGGCCCUGUAGUGUUGUACAUUUUGUACCUGAUUUAAGUAGCCAUCAUAUAUCUAGAUCUUUUAAUCUUGGCAUUCCUUAUACAAAAACAGAAAAUUUAUCUCAAGUUUAUAUGGAAGAUAUACAACAAUUAUUGUGGCAAAAUCCAGGAGUAUUUAAGAAAGAUGCUAUGAGAGUAUUUUCUAACAAUAAAACUUACAGAGAUAUUCAAGAUAUUAUGGAAAAAAAUAUGGAUUUAAAUCGUUCCAAAAAUUUAAAUAAUCAUAUUACAUGGAGAAUUAAUAGCAUGACAACAGGAAGAAUUUUGAGAAAGUUAUUUCCAAAACCUGUUGAUACACCAAAUUGGUGGGAACAAAGCACAGAAAGAUUUAUUAUUUUUGAUGAACCAAACUCUCCACCUUACUCUUUACCAAAUCCUGAAUGUAGUAAUAUAAUGAUAAGGUGUACAGCUGGUGCAAGAUUGAUAAAAAUGAUAGCAAGUCCAGAAUGUAGUGCAUCUUGCGAGUCCAUCAUAGUAUUAUUAUCUGCUGGAAAAGCUUUAUGGUACAACUGGUGGUACUGGCGACCAGUCAGCCUUCCAGCUUUGAAUUCAACUAGUAUUACCAUUAGUUAUAUGACUUCGUUCUGCUGAAUUACUCUUUCAAUUAAAUUAAUUUUAUAUAACUAUGUUUCCACUACAAAAAUUUUUCACUAGUAUAAUUGGUUUUAUUGUUAUCCCUUUCCCUUUAAACAAUUUUCUAAAUAACUGCUUUUGUGAAAAACAUACAACUGAUUUUACAUAAAACAAUACAUUAAUAUUUACGAAAUAACAAUCUAAAUUUGUGCUCAUUUUGUAAAGUUGUAAUUUAUUAAUAAAUGCAUGAUAUUACAGUAUAAAAAAUAGAAAAAAUAUCAACAUAUGGAAUUGAUACAAAUUAAGUU
Molecule: messenger RNA, 1824 nt
Organism: Bombus impatiens (common eastern bumble bee)
Lineage: Eukaryota; Metazoa; Arthropoda; Insecta; Hymenoptera; Apidae
Exons: 5
Coding region: 518-1534 (338 amino acids)
Source: RefSeq, a predicted model, not a curated record